Molecule: messenger RNA, 1278 nt
Organism: Medicago truncatula (barrel medic)
Lineage: Eukaryota; Viridiplantae; Streptophyta; Magnoliopsida; Fabales; Fabaceae
Product: metal tolerance protein 9
Exons: 6
Coding region: 10-1194 (394 amino acids)
Biological process (GO): monoatomic cation transport; transmembrane transport
Cellular component (GO): membrane
Molecular function (GO): monoatomic cation transmembrane transporter activity
Source: RefSeq, a predicted model, not a curated record
UUGUAAAACAUGUCGGAGAGUGACGACAGCGCCACCGGAGAAAGUGUGAGAGUUGAACCUUCAUCAUCAUGGAAACUGAAUGUGAAGGAGUUUAAGUUACCACAUCAUCACCAUGAUCAUCAUAACCGUCAACCACGUUCCUUCACUUUCAGUGGCCUUGUUCGCAAACCCAAUAACAAGAAGCAACGCAAGGUAGCAGAAUACUAUAAACAACAGGAGAAGCUCCUUGAGGGCUAUAAUGACAUGGAUACUAUGACUGAAACAGGACUUUUUCCAGGAAGUCUUACCGAGGAUGAAUUGAAGCAACUAGCAAAACGUGAGAGGCUAGCAGUUAAUGUGUCAAAUGCAGUCAACUUGGUGCUAUUUGCAGCGAAGGUAUAUGCAUCAAUUGAGAGCAGAUCAUUAGCUGUGAUUGCUUCCACCUUGGAUUCUCUCUUGGAUCUUUUGUCGGGGUUCAUAUUGUGGUUCACUGCCAAUGCCAUGAAAACACCAAACCAUUUUCACUAUCCAAUUGGAAAGAAACGGAUGCAGCCGGUGGGUAUCAUUGUUUUUGCAUCAGUGAUGGCGACCUUGGGAUUGCAGAUUUUGAUUGAGUCUGGCAGGCAAAUUAUUGCAAAGACUAAACCUGAAAUGGAUCAUAGUGAGUUGGGAUGGAUGAUUGCGAUCAUGGUAUCUGUAACCGUUGUGAAGUUCGUUUUAAUGGUAUACUGUCGAAGGUUUACAAACGAGAUUGUAAAAGCCUAUGCGCAGGAUCACUGUUUCGAUGUUAUUACUAAUUCAGUUGGAUUAGCUGCUGCUGUGUUAGCUGUCAAGUUCUAUUGGUGGAUUGAUCCAUUGGGAGCUAUUAUUAUAGCACUGUACACAAUUAAUACAUGGGUGAAGACAGUGAUUGAGAAUGUAUCAUCUCUUAUCGGAAGGACAGCGCCACCUGAUUUUCUAGGAAAGUUGACAUAUCUAAUAUGGAAUCACCAUGAAGAGGUUAAGCACAUAGAUACUGUGAGAGCAUACACAUUUGGUGCUCAUUAUUUUGUUGAAGUGGACAUUGUUUUGCCAGAAGAUAUGCCUUUAAAUCAAGCACACAAUAUUGGUGAGACACUUCAAGAGAAACUUGAGCAACUUCCUGAAGUUGAAAGAGCUUUUGUGCACAUUGAUUUUGAAUAUACUCAUAGGCCUGAACACAAGAUGAUGGUGUAAUGUAACACAUUGAUUAUCUCUUUUCUUUUUUGUUGUUGUAAAUUAUUAUGGCCUGAGCCUGACAUUAUAAUGCUUGAAUGCUUG